Culex quinquefasciatus (southern house mosquito) is the source of this 619-nucleotide messenger RNA. RefSeq names its product single-stranded DNA-binding protein, mitochondrial (gene mtSSB). Gene Ontology annotation, cellular component: mitochondrial nucleoid. Gene Ontology annotation, biological process: positive regulation of helicase activity; mitochondrial DNA replication. The transcript has 3 exons. The record is from RefSeq and is a predicted model, not a curated record. The coding region runs from base 131 to 556 and encodes 141 amino acids. Gene Ontology annotation, molecular function: single-stranded DNA binding. Lineage: Eukaryota; Metazoa; Arthropoda; Insecta; Diptera; Culicidae.
AGACAAACGCUUGCCGGCAGCUGUCAACAACAAUCCGCAAAAGCAAUCAUCACGAAUCAAACAAGAGCGCGCAUUUUUUUCGUUCCAUUGGUUCCAUUUGCAUUUAAAAUAAAGAAAAAAUCCUUCCAUAAUGUUUCUCCGACCAACGGCCGCCCGCCUCCUCUCGAAUGUCCCCAGCUGCCUCAUCCGAAGCUACAGCAGCGCUCCAGAUCGCAUCGAAAAGACCGUAAACACGGUCACGCUGCUGGGGCGCGUCGGUGCAGAUCCCCAGAAGCGCGGUAGCGAAGCCCACCCGGUGGUCACAUUCUCCGUGGCGACACAUUCCAACUAUCGGUAUGAUUCGGGCGAUUGGAUGCAGAAGACCGAUUGGCAUCGAGUGGUUGUGUUUAAACCUGCCCUGCGCGAUGCCGUCAUGAACUACCUGCGGAAGGGCCAGCGAACGAUGGUGACGGGAAAGAUUACCUACGGCGAAAUAACGGACCAGGAGGGCAAACAGCGACCGACGACCAGCGUCAUCGCGGACGACGUGAUCUUCCUUCAGAACCAAAGUCAGUGACGGGAUUAGCUUAGCUUUGUAGAGUUGAACCAAGAAUAAAGUUAGUUUUGUUAUAAGAAAGUC